Messenger RNA from Drosophila arizonae, 1479 nucleotides. RefSeq names its product Protein kinase, cAMP-dependent, catalytic subunit 2 (gene Pka-C2). Gene Ontology annotation, biological process: protein phosphorylation. The record is from RefSeq and is a predicted model, not a curated record. Gene Ontology annotation, cellular component: nucleus; cytosol; cAMP-dependent protein kinase complex. Lineage: Eukaryota; Metazoa; Arthropoda; Insecta; Diptera; Drosophilidae. Gene Ontology annotation, molecular function: ATP binding; cAMP-dependent protein kinase activity.
CUGUUUUUUCGUUUGUCAAAUAAUUGAAACAACACAAAAGCAAACAAAAUUAUGAAUGCCCAAAUUAUUCGUUUACUGAUUAUCAGAUAUCCUACUCCCAAGUGUUGUCCAUCCUUAUUGUGGAAAAUGAUUAAGAGGCCAGUGAGCUGAUUAUGAGUAGCCAGAACUUGCGCCAAUAUUUUAAUGCAAAGGAAGACUACACAGCCACACUCGAUAAGCUUAAGGUGGACUUUGAGCAGCGUUGGAAGUCCCAGGAACCAUCGCCGUACACCAACCUUGAGAGUUACGUGCAGCGAGCAAUCAUUGGCAAUGGCAGUUUUGGCACUGUUCUGUUGGUUAAGGAAAAGAAAGGCAAAAAUUAUUAUGCAGCUAAGAUGAUGAAUAAGGACGAUCUGGUGCGGCUGAAGCAAGUCGGUCACGUGCACAACGAGAAGACCGUACUUAGCUCCGUUCGAUUCCCAUUUCUUGUGCACUUGAUCGAUGCCAGCAAGGACUUUGACUAUUUGUAUCUCGUGUUGCCGUUUGUCAAUGGCGGCGAGCUGUUCACCUACCAUCGCAAAGUGCGAAAAUUCAAUGAGAAGCAAUCGCGAUUCUAUGGGGUCCAAGUGCUUCUGGCCCUCGAGUACUUGCAUCAUAUGAGCCUCAUUUAUCGCGAUUUGAAGCCGGAGAAUAUCUUAAUGGAUGCUCGCGGCUACAUCAAGGUGACAGAUUUCGGGUUUACCAAGCGUGUGGACAAUAGGACGUCGACACUUUGUGGUACACCCGAAUAUUUGGCACCGGAAAUCAUUCAACUUCGGCCGUACUCAAAGUCCGUUGACUGGUGGGCGUUUGGUAUACUGAUCUAUGAGUUUGUGGCUGGCCAUUCGCCGUUUUCGAUGCAUAAUCGUGACGUCAUAUUGAUGUACUCGAAAAUUUGCUUGGGCGAAUAUCGAAUACCUUCGUUUUUUACGGCCCAGCUGAAAAGCUUGAUUGAGAACUUGUUGCAGAGUGAGCCCUCAAAGCGUUUAGGUAACUCAACCGAGGGCUCUACGGAUAUCAAGAACCAUCCAUGGUUUCAAGGCGUCGACUGGUAUGCAAUCCUUAAUCAAGAUAUUAGCCCGCCCUACCUACCGACCGUUACCAGUAUUGAAGAUUUGUCAAAUUUUGAAAAUUUUGAGUCCAAAACGAAAUUGAAAUCGAAAAUAAAUCGCCACCCAGACUUGUUUAAUAAUUUUUAAACGUUGGUCUUCCAAUAUGUUUUGUUUUCGCUGCUGAGCUUUGGUUCAUCUGAUAACUGCGAUAGCUAGCAAUGUGAGCUCCACAAGAAACUACGCUAUGCUGCUCAGAGCUGAAUGUGGAUCAUCAAGGUCUACAAGUAGCCCUUGUGUUAUUUUUCAUUAUUAUGAAUUUUAUUUGCUUGACUAGCUUGUCCCAAAAUGUGUGUAGUAUUUAGUCGAAAUUCUUGGUGCAUUUAUUAAUAGUUUUAUACACAUAACCAAA